Messenger RNA from Beta vulgaris subsp. vulgaris (sugar beet), 1764 nucleotides. RefSeq names its product fasciclin-like arabinogalactan protein 2. The transcript is spliced from 3 exons. Bases 130 to 1326 code for a protein of 398 amino acids. The record is from RefSeq and is a predicted model, not a curated record. Gene Ontology annotation, cellular component: plasma membrane. NCBI's taxonomy places the organism in Eukaryota, Viridiplantae, Streptophyta, Magnoliopsida, Caryophyllales, Amaranthaceae.
UAUUCUCCCUUACCUCCACUUCUCACAUGCUCCACUGAUUACUACCACCACCACCACCACUCUUCCUUCUCUGUUUCAUAUAUUCUCUAUCUCACCCCCGCAGUCGCAACAACACAAUCAGAGCCAUCUAUGGCGGCAGCUAUCUUCGCUCUCCUCGUUGUUGUCCUCCUUGCUCCCGCCACCACUGCUUUUAACAUUACCAAAAUCCUUAAAAAACACCCUGAAUUCUCCACCUUCAAUCAAUACCUUACAGAAACACAUCUCGCUAAUGAGAUCAACCAUCGCCAAACUAUCACUAUCCUCGCCCUCGACAACUCUGCCAUGUCUUCCCUUCUCUCUAAGGGUCUUACUCUUUUCACUCUUCGUAAUGUGCUCUCCCUCCAUGUCCUUGUCGACUACUAUGGCGCCAAAAAGCUUCACCAGAUCACCGAUGGGACAACGGUGACAGCCUCAUUGUUUCAGUCGUCAGGCGACGCAGACGGCAACUCAGGGUACGUGAACAUAACAGAUAUGCACGGUGGGAAGGUAGCGUUCGCACCGGCAGACACGGGUGACUUGAACUCCUUUUUUGUGAAGACAUUGGUAGAGAUGCCUUACAAUUUAUCAGUGAUUCAAAUAAGUGCUGUCCUUGAUUCUGCAACUGCUGAGGCCCCAACACCUGAGCCCAGUAAAGUUAACUUGACUUCAUUAUUAGCUGCUAAAGGUUGCAAGGAAUUUUCUCGUUUGCUAUCCUCUACUGGCGCUGACAAGACCUUCCAGGAAAACAUCGACAGCGGAUUAACAGUAUUCUGCGCCGGCGACGCGGCCGUGAAAGCCUUCAUGCCAAAAUUCAGGAACCUAACAGCAGGCAACAAGACAGCAGUACUAUUAUACCACGGUGUCCCAGUAUUCAACUCAAUGGCAAUGCUUAAAUCCAGCAACGGCAUAAUGAACACAUUAGCAACUGACGGGGCAAACAAAUACGACUUCACCGUACAAAACGACGACGAAACCGUAACAUUAAAAACAAAAGUAGUAACAGCAAAAAUAACAGGGACCUUAGUAGAUAAAGACCCUGUUGCAGCUUAUAAGCUUGACAAAGUUCUUUUACCACGUGAGCUGUUUAAGAAGUCAGCUAAACCUGACUCAGCUCCUGCACCAGCUCCAGAAGCCGAAGAUGCGCCGAGCCCUGUAGCUGAUGGACCCACAUCUGAUGAUGAUGAUGAUGAUGAGGUGGCUGAUCAGAGGGCUAGGCGUGGUAGUAGGAAUGAUGCUGGAAAGAUCAACGGUGGAGGAUUACUUGCUGUGGGGCUUGCUUUGUGCUAUUGUGCGCUGGCCGCGUUGUGAAUUUUUUAAUUAUGAAAAUAUCGGACAUUGCUACAUCUACUCGGUGAGUAACACUACUAAUAGAAGUAUUAAAAUAUUAUUAAUCAUGUGAAUGGAUUCCACUAUCAUCACUUACCAUUACUCUCUGGUGGGUAGACGGAUUAUUUUCCGAAAAUAUCGAAGGUGUGAUAAUGACGUGGAAAUUAGAGUUGGAUUUAGUGAAGUGAAGGUGGGUAUGAGCUGUAUGAAAUUUUGGCAAUGUCUGAUCACCGACGAUUUUGGGUUGAUUAAUCAUAUGAUUUAUUUUUGAUUAUUUUUGUGUGUAAUGUUAAUAAUUGGCCCACAUGAAGGUUCACUUGUAUAAUUACGAUUCUUUUGGGUUUUAUUAUUUUUUUGGUUUGGAGGGUUGUAAAAUAUGUUGUUUUAUGAAAUCAAUAAAUCGCACAAUUAUUUGUUUUA